This is a messenger RNA of Aureobasidium vineae, 363 nucleotides long. The record is from the annotation of a GenBank genome assembly. Lineage: Eukaryota; Fungi; Ascomycota; Dothideomycetes; Dothideales; Saccotheciaceae.
AUGGGUCAAUACGUACGACGCCCCUCCGGCCCACCACCCACCUACUCCGCCCCCGCCGCCUCCGGUGGCCGCGGCGAAGCAGCAAACUACUACGGCGACUCGUCCGCCCCCGCCGCACCACAAGGCGCCUACUACCCACCCCAACAGGGCUAUGCGUCUCCCGCGCCCGACCCGAGUCGCGGUUUCAUGCCCCCGGGCCAACAGCAGGGAUACCCGCCCCAGGGAUACCCACAGCAGGGCUAUCCACCGCAGCAGGGACAACCUAUGUAUUAUCAGCAGCAGGGGUAUCCGCCGCCGCAGGGAUAUGUGCAGCAGCAGCAGCAGCAUUCAGGUAGUGGUGCCGGAGGUAUCUGUGCAGGAUAG